Parnassius mnemosyne (clouded apollo) is the source of this 1254-nucleotide messenger RNA. The record is from the annotation of a GenBank genome assembly. Lineage: Eukaryota; Metazoa; Arthropoda; Insecta; Lepidoptera; Papilionidae.
AUGGAAGAUUUUAAAAAUCCAAAAGCAGACCUAAUAGCAAUUUAUCGCUUGGAAUUUUAUAAAAAACAAAAAAGUUGGAAACUUAGUACAAACGCAAAAAAUAAAAAACGUGAUGUGAGCGGAAAAAUCAAAUAUCCUUUAAAUAAAACCUAUGAUGUGGUGCAACCCCAAACAAAUGUGUGUGAACUCAAUGAAGCUUUCAUUGACACAGGUUCUGAAAACACUUCUUCCAAUCAUCAACCAUUUAACCCUGCAACACCAACCAGCCCCAAGCAAUCAACAUACAACUACCAGAAUGAAUUAUACAACUGGCAAAGUGCGGAAAUUACAGACCAUCCACAAAAUUAUAUUCACCCUAAACUAAAUUCACCGCAAACUGAGCCCAAAUUUAUCUGGACUGGAGACAAUUUACAUUACUAUGGUAAUGAACAAGAUCACCCGAAUUUAAAUGGCUGUUCUGAAAAAGGUGAACUUCAAUGUUGGUUUGAUAAAAAUAAAAAUUGGACCCCUUUACCUGAAACGAAGCCGCUUUGGACGAGAGAAUGGCCUGUUAUGAACGCGCUAAAUUGCGGUGACAAUGCGACAAAUGCCUUCUACACGGCCGAAGAAACGAUACCACCCAAAAUGGAGUGCUCGUGGUUGCCAGACGGCGAAGAGCUCCGGAGAAUACAAGAAAAUGCUUAUUAUUACACUGAGGACGAGUGGGACGCUAAGAGCGAACUAUCAACUGACAGUUGGAGUGAGUUUAUGCGUGGUGCUGACCUUGCCCCACACUCCUCGGAAGUUGAGUUAAGUUUGCCAAAUGUUUUAAGUGAUGUCGAACUAGACGAGAAUUUGCUGACGCGUUUGUCGUCAGCACAACUGAGGGUAGCGGUACAGUCUCACGCUCGAGUUUUGCGGCGUCUGCUACGAGAGGAGAGUAAACGGAAGCGCAUACGCUCAUUCCUAUCAUUGACGGACCGAACAACAGAUCGCCCUGUGAUAACUCCACGCGCUGCGACAGAUUUCAGCAACUACGACGAAUACCCCACACGCGAUAUCAACCUUUCGUCUCAUUAUUACACUGCUUGUAAUGCAAUGCAUCGCGCAAGGACAUUCACUAAGACAACUGAAGACACAUUUGUAGCAGGAUCACAUAACAAUGCGGACUUAGAAGUAUUGGGAAGAGGUAGAGGAAAGAUACAAGCGGCCUCAGGGAGCGAUAGCCGCAAAAGAAUUAUAGGGAUAGAAAGGGGAAGACCAUUUAGAUUAUAG